Lycium barbarum (goji berry) is the source of this 2318-nucleotide messenger RNA. RefSeq lists its product as uncharacterized. Lineage: Eukaryota; Viridiplantae; Streptophyta; Magnoliopsida; Solanales; Solanaceae. Bases 201 to 1925 code for a protein of 574 amino acids. The record is from RefSeq and is a predicted model, not a curated record. The transcript is spliced from 2 exons.
UGUUUGCUCUUUAACGCUCCCAAAAAUUAAUCAGAAUUUACACUACCUUAUACACCAUUCACUCACUUUUUUGUUUUUGUUUUUGUUUGCCUAACCAGCAUAUAUCCAACAUAAGUCUAAAGGAUGAUGUAUCACAACAUCCAGCCGGUUUAUGUGAAACCCCCACCAUUCCAAACAAUGUCAAAAUACCCUUUUUUACAAUGGCGCAAAACCCUAAUAAUGUCCACCAAAAUAUGACACCUCAUCAUCUCCUUCAAGAAAACAAACAAUCUUUCCGCCAUCCACCACCACGUCCACCACCACCACCUACCACCCCAAGAAACCCUAAAAAUUUAAUCCCAAUUAACUCCACUAAUUCAAAUUCAAACUCAUCAUCAUCGUUAUUCGAUCAAUUAAGCAAAAGGGUCACUAGGGAUUUGCCUAAUUUCUCAGAUUGUCAUGGCUGUGAUGUCCGAAUCAACCAUACUGAUCCUAAUGACCGUCUUCAAACCCUAGACAGCGUUUGGCGGAUUGUUCUUCUUUGCAAGAAGUGCAUCAGGCGUGUGAGUACUGGCCAAGCAUGCCCUUAUUGUUUCAAGAACACGGAUGAUGAUGAAUGUUUCAAGUGUUGUAGCUGUAAAAGAAGUCUUCAUAAGGAGUGUGUUAUUAGGUAUGGAAAUUCUGAGCCUUGGUCUUUUUGUUAUAGUGAAGAAGGGGUAAAGUUGGGAUCUUUUGUUUGUAUAGAUUGUUGGGUUCCAAGAUUCUUUAGGAAAUCAAUUGGCGUUUGUAAAAAGAGACUAAAUUUUACUACUGAUGUUAAAUCAUUUGGAAGAAUUGGAAAAGAUGCUAACUUUGAAGGCAAAAGGACGGUUGUGCUAGCGUUGAGAGCAAGGGAUACGACUUUGCGAAUUCCUUUGCGAAAGCCUGUCGUCGCUAAGAAUGAAUCGGAAUUAGUAAACAAGAAAGAUAAGAAUAAGGGGUUGUUGAAAAGCAGUAGUAUAAGUAGAGAUGAUGAUACUAAUUUGAUUGAAGCUGUAAAUGAUGCAGAAUUCGCGUUUCAAUUGCAUCGUGCCAUGAAUAACUCGCGGCGAAUUUCAAAAACCAUAUGCCCUGUGAACUCGAGCAGCUAUGUGGGUGAUCCUGAAAAUUUGGAAUCGAGUAAUGUAUCAUGUAAAUUGUUAGAUUUAGGCCAGACUGUUUCUAAUUAUCCAGGUGAUACAGGGCUUAAGGUGUACUCUCGCAAUAGGGAUAAGGGAAAAGUUGUACGGACUAGUUCUGAGGCACCGCCUUCUGUUAUAGUGUACUCUCGCACUAGGUUGAAAGAAAAAGUUGGCCAGACUAGUUCAGAGACCCCGCCUUGUGUUGCAGUUUACUCUCGCACAAAGUUGAAGGAAAAAGUUGACAAGGCUAGUUCAGAUACAUCGCCAUGUGUUAUGGUGUACUCUCGUAGGUUGAAGGAACAAGUCUGCCAGACUUGUUCAGAGGCUCCACCUUGUGUUACAAUGAAUGAGCAUGGGUCUUGUGUUGAUUCUGCUUGUUCAAAAGCUGAGUUACUUACAUACAAGCGGAGCAGACUAAAGAGGAAAAUGUACGAAGAAAGGGUUGGUUUAUCUGACCUUAUGACAGAGGAGCUCAAUCUUGGUGAUGAUGACUGUAGAGAUUUUUCUGGGCUUCAAGCUUCUCAGCGAGAAGGUUCACAGCAUAACUUGGGCCCCUUGAGUUCUGGCGGAGAUAAUACUGUUCAGGGUGAGUUUUGCGCAAAUAAUACUGUGCAGGCUGAAAGCUGCAAUACGCAGCAGGACCGCUUUUUGUUGAAGUAUAGCAGAAGGAAAAAAUGCUCUGAGCCAGGGUCAGAUGUGCAUGAGAAUACUUUUCCUCAACCAACACCUGAUCCCAACAUACCUACAAAUUGGUCGGUGGAAUCCAGGGCAUCAUCAAAUGUCUGACAUUCGGGCUAAUGCUUUUUUGUGUAAGCGGUGCUUCGCAAGAAGUCUGAACUAUAGAGGAAUCUACACCCGCCAAUAAAUACCGGAUAUCAGAUACUGUACUAUAUUGAAGAUUGAAGAGGGAGGUUUUUUCAGGAAGAGUACAUAAUUCAGUGAUUAUAUUUCGCGCGAGUCUGGGAUUUUUCUGGUUCCGAGCACAACCGUUUUGACUUCAAAAUUCAAUCACUAUUACCUUAGGAUGGAUUCGAAGCUCUCAGUGAUUUUCUUUCCCAUGACUUAUACAGGAGUUCGAAUCCUUGUUACUUUUUAGGUUGUCUUUUAUCUCAUACUUAAAAGGGUAAGACUUUAGAUCCUCCUUCUGUGUUUAUAUUAUUAGCCUUACCAUUGAUAUAA